Molecule: messenger RNA, 1792 nt
Organism: Andrographis paniculata
Lineage: Eukaryota; Viridiplantae; Streptophyta; Magnoliopsida; Lamiales; Acanthaceae
Exons: 3
Coding region: 237-1223 (328 amino acids)
Source: RefSeq, a predicted model, not a curated record
ACCACUUGACAGUAGUCAAAUUGAGAUAUAUAUAUAUAUAUUAAUUGAAAUAAGCGGAAACAGGAUUUUCCGAUGCAGCUGGCUUUAGACUUUUGAAGCCAUGGGCUUUGAUUGUUUCUGUUUUGUCCCACCACAACCACAAGAGGCGCAGGCAACUUAACUCGACUCAACUACCAAAUAUCAUCAUAUCUCCAAAUUAGAGCUCUGAACAAGCAACAUACAUACAUAGAUCUGAUAUGGAAUUCUUCCAACUAUUCAGCUUCUUCACCAUCCACAAGGAAUCCAUUCUUCUUCUUCCCAAAAUCUGGACACUCACAACCCCAAUUGCAGCCAUUUCAAUCAUAUUCCCAUCCUUUUUUUUCCUCAUCUUCACCCACUUCCUCCACGCCGCAACCGAUGAAGCCAUCCUCGCAUCCGACUCCUUCUACAUAUACUUGCUCAUGUUCUUCGUCUCCGAAAUCAUCUUCGUAUUUGUAUACAUCUUGUUGGCUCACUUAUCCGGAAUUUCAACGAUCAUCACAACAGCCUUAGCCUUAGCCUACCCCAGCAACAGCAAGCAGUCGCCGUCAGAUCUGCUGGCCCGACUCAAGAGAACAAGGAGAAGGCCACUCAAGUCGAAUUCCUUGGUUUCCAGGAAGGCAGCCUUUGCCACUGUGAUUCUCGGAGUUUCGUUUGCUGUCCUAAUGAUAUACGGUCUGAUCAACGCUCUAACUGUAAGCUUGCUUGCGGUGCUUGCGAUGGGGCUCACAGUUUACCAGCUGAAAUCGUCGGUUGGUUGGAUGCUGGCCCACGUGGCGUCGGUUGUCGAGGAGAUUAGCGAUGCAGCCGUAGCUGCGGAAAGAGGGGAGGCUCUUGCGGAAGGGCAGAGAUUGGAGGGGUUCAUGAUGAACCUAUUCAGCAAUAUAGUGGUGUGUGUGUGCUUUGUGGGUUUUGUGAUGAUAGUGGGCGACAGAGGUGCUCUCAACAUCACCGUAUAUGGCCUUUCUUUUCUGGUAUUCAUGGGAUUGGUGAAGAUAUAUUUGUCGGUUGUGGUGACGGUGUUCUACUUUCACUGUAAGAAGUGUCACGGUGAGAAGAUAGACAUAGACGACGAUAAUCGUGUGGUGGGAGAAGCACUGUAUACGAAGCUGCCCGUAUCAGAUUCAGCUUCAGACUCGGUUCUGAUAAUCUUAAUUCUCAUGAUUUCCAGAAAUUCAUCUCAAAAGAACAUAUUCCUCAAAUAGCAUAUCAGGUAAAAAGCCAACAACUAUUUUGACUGAUGAAGAUGAAGCAAAGGCCAAAACCUUAGCUUCUAAAUAGCCAGAGACACCCCACAGGUUAUGUAUUUGACAUAUAUAUCAAAAUGCUGCUAAACAUUUAGGUGGAAUUUUUGAUAAAUUUAAAGAUUUUGCACAUGAUUUUAGUAUGUGUGUAUGAUUUUGAGAAGAAGAUGAUUUUUAAAUUGAAUGGAAUAACAUGCUUGAAAAAAAUAAUUUUCAAAAUAAUGAUUGGUUGAAAAUAUUAUUCAAUAAAAAAGAAAAAUGGGCAUUGGUUUAUGGUCGUCAAUAUUUUUGUGCUGACAUCACUACGACACAAAGAAGCGAAAGUAUGAAUAGCGUGGUUAAAAGGUACGUCAAUUACAAAAAUAGUUUACGUCAAUUCUUUGAAUAUUUUGAAAAUUUGCUUGAUAAUCGUCAUUGUGAGGAGUUGAAAGAUUAUUUAAGAUCAAAUACAAGUACUCCUGCAUUAUCUUUUUCUACUCAAUUGUUAAAAUAUACAAGCAGAUAUCUAUACUCCUGACGUAUUUAAAUUA